Molecule: messenger RNA, 4378 nt
Organism: Aspergillus alliaceus
Lineage: Eukaryota; Fungi; Ascomycota; Eurotiomycetes; Eurotiales; Aspergillaceae
Product: putative nuclear migration protein
Exons: 3
Coding region: 362-4174 (1270 amino acids)
Biological process (GO): dynein-driven meiotic oscillatory nuclear movement; maintenance of protein location in cell cortex; microtubule cytoskeleton organization
Cellular component (GO): mitochondrion; cell cortex
Molecular function (GO): phospholipid binding; tubulin binding
Source: RefSeq, a predicted model, not a curated record
CCGUUAGUUCAAAUCUCUUCUGGGUGCUUUUUGUUGUCCUUGACUUUUAUCUUCCUGUUGUCUUCCUGCUCCCUCCUUUCUCUGGCCCAUAUCUACGUUUGCUUUUACAGAUUGUGCAAAGCCGCCUCUCUGAUUAAGCCUUAGAUUCACAUGUAGAUACCCGUGCUGGAAAGUCUGGAGCUGCUGGGCAGCGUCCACCUCACCUGUCAUCUGGUCCUUGCCCGCUGUAACCUUGGGAGGGUUCAAAUGGACGCCCCAUAGCAUAGUGUGAGGCUUAUGAAUCCGAUUGCUGUUGUAUGCAAAUAAGCCUCUCGAGCUUGAACUUGAAGUCUCCCCGUGCCCAUUGGAUUCUAUUGAAACGAUGGCAACAGAGACAGCCUCCCAAGUUUCGGUUGCAAGCGUGUUCCCCACACCCUCUACGUCUUCUCGAAGGGGUUCCUCAACGCAUCGCCGAGGAGAUUCCUCACCCGGUGCAUCGUCAUCAACCCCCUCUCCAUCAAACCAGGACUUUUUCCUCGAUGGACGCUGUGACUACCAAGAUACCGCAUACGAGGGCACCUUAUCACCACUAGAUCCCCGGAGGUUUACCCCAACGUUACAUGCUUCACUUGUCUCGGAAAUCUUGGCUCUACGGAGGGAUGUGGAAAGUAAAACAAAAACUAUUGAUGUCUUGGAGCGAAGCCUGGAUGAGUCACGAACAGAGGCCGAGGAUCUCAGUGAGCGAUUAUGUCAUAGCACCAAGGAGACCCGGUCGCUCAAACAUCAGUUACAGCUGCUGGAAGGCGGCACCUCCUCAGCUCUCAUCGAGCUCGCAAAGGAGAGGGAUGAAGCACUAGAGAAUAUCUCAGAUAUCCGGAAGAAACUGGAUCAAGCUCAAAAAAAAGCCCGCAGUCGGGAAGAGGAGGUUAAUAAGACGUUGGAACUUUGGAACAGCGAUAAGGAAUCCUGGGAAGGCGUGCGCAGGAAUCUGGAACGUAAAGUUCAUGUCGUUGAAGGCCGUCUCAAGAUGGUCUUGAACGAGGUGGCAGCAGUCCAAGCAGCUGGAAAUUUCCAUCAGGCGCCGACCCCCGAUGACGCUGGCUUGUCCAAGGAGGAGACCACGGGGAAAGACAGUGAUACUGCGAGUAUCCACUCGAGCAGUCAGGGAAGACGGCGGACCAGUGUCACAAGCGUGAGUACUGAUGGAAGCGAUUUCCAUAGCCUCCGGUAUUCCGUGCCGAGUGCGGUUAAUAUACCCGGUGCGAAGCCCGACGGUAUAAACCUUGCACAAGAAUUGGCAUUCGACGAGGAAGACGAGUUUGAUCUGCCGGACGAUGAUUUUACUCCCUAUUCACCUGAGGCACUCCCAGAGGAACGUCCAACGUCCGUUCACUCCCAAUUGUCCCACACAAUGGAGAUGGGGGCCAAGGCAAGGAAAAUUCUGGGCCUCUCUCUACAUAGCGUUGAAGGUUACGCAUUCAAGUCAGAGCCUAACAGCCCCUGGAAGCCACCAACAGCAACAACAACUGCAAGCUAUUGCUACCAAGAUGCAGGGAUACAAUAUUCUCCCCCUCCAACCCCAAAGAUGCAGCAGGAGACUAGUACUAUAGGCUUUGACAAGGAUGCUGAAAGUUUUAAUGACUCUAUCACAUACCAGACAAAAGACAGCAGCACGGGGACGGACUCAACCGAUAUGGUAUCAGCAUCUUCCCAAACUGCCGGUGAUUUGCCCACUCCCCCAUGGACCCCUAGGCUCGGCGAAUCACGACCGCCGUUGACGACCCGUGAGCAGAAUGCCAUGGUUUCUACAUCCGUCCAAACAGAGCAGCCCCAAGCUACUGAGGCGCAUGAAAUACGUGUAAGCCUAUCUUCGGAUGGUCCAGGGUCCCUGGAUAUUGAGGUCCCGAUGAUUGCAAUUCAUCCGCCAUGCUCCGAGCCAUCCUCGCCUCGAGGAAGUGUGGUUCUACCGCCGCAGACUAAGAGCGCUUCCUGUCAGACUGAGUUCAGGGUAACUCUUGAUAGCCGAACGGUUGGUAUACAGACAGAAGAGAUACGAAUUGAUCAACGUCCUGUUAAGUUGCCAGCGAGCUUACUGCCAUCAGCCAUCCCGGAUUUGCCCCUUCGUACCGACCUUCAGGAUCCCCCGAUACAGCCGUACCACGCUCCACACUCAAGAGUUAAACAAGAGGAAAUACCAGUACCGCCACCUAUCCCAGCCAAGGCACCCGCACGAAGCAAGCCUCGCGAGCAUGUACAAGCUUAUCCUGGUAAUAAUGACAACGGACCCUUGUCCGAAGAGUCAACGACAGACUUACGACGGCCCUUGAGAUCAAGUAGUCUCUUUGCCGGAUUUGACCAGCCAAGUGAUGAGGAAUUAUCUCCUAAGAUGAAGGAUAUCUUCACUGAUGAUGAGCUGCUUAAUCGACCGUUUGCUUCAUAUACACUGAGGAGAGGCAAAUUAGUCUCGACCCAGGGCCGUCCUAGCUUAGAUGAGACGACCACAGAAAUCGAUGAGCAUAUAUUGGAUGCGGAAGCUCAUCUGUAUAAUGCGACGGUUGAACUUGAUAUGAAAAACCCUAGCGGACUUGCUCGUAUAAGCCAACGCACUGGGGUAAUGCCCUCGGCGACACUCCAGCAAGAUAUACGGAGAGCGGCGAUGGUUUCUAACGGGGCAGCCGCACAUCAGAGAAUACGCAGCCCUAGCGAGCUGAGUCUCGACGGUAGUGCAGCUCCCCCUUUUCCCGUGCCAAUUCGUCUCAGUUCACGUAAAAUUUCAGCCAAGCGCGGCGGCGAGAGUCCUACCCCUUCGAACCCUCGAAACUUCUCUGACCGCGGUCGGCCAUCAAUCAUUCGACAGCCCACCUUGCGGCGAGUCCGGUCUGCAGCUGCAAUGUCUCAAACAGAACCUGACCGGCCUGGAACUCGGUCCUCUCCCACUAUGUCAACUUCUUCGUAUGCGGCGGACAGUCCUCAGUACCCACCCCUUCCAUUUGACGAUAUUACUACUCCACGACGAGAUAGGCGAGCAAGCCAAGGGCGAUCCGGUCAUCGUGCCUACCCUUCAAGCGUGUUCACCCACCGGCGAGAUGAGUCCACAGCGACAUCAGUUCAGCCAACUAGUGUCGUUGAUGCCAUUGCUCAGACGAUGGUCGGGGAAUGGAUGCUCAAGUACGUUCGUCGGAGGAGAUCCUUCGGAGUUGGCGAAUCCAAAGACAACUGGGAUGGUCGGAAUGCAGAAGAUAUGUCCGCAAAUAUUGCCAACAGCGGAGCAAGGCACAAACGAUGGGUCUGGCUCGCCCCGUAUGAGCGAGCAGUUAUGUGGAGUAGCAAACAGCCAACAAGUGGACCAGCGCUACUGGGCAAAAGUGGCAGAAAACUGAUGAUCCAGUCCGUCCUUGAUGUUAAGGAUGAUAACCCAUUGCCUAGAGGGUUUGACCCACAAAACCCAUUUAACCGUUCUAUCCUAAUCCUUACCCCUGAGCGAGCUUUGAAGUUCACCGCUACCAGCAUCGAACGACAUUAUGUCUGGCUAACUGCGCUGUCGUUUUUGAGCCAUUCCUCCAUGGGCCUCCAUGAUCUAGCUGCCCUACCUCCUAUACCGCGAGAGGAAUUUGCAUCGUCUGCGCCGACGGCGACUUUGCGUCGCAACCCAAUCCGCGACUCUAUUAGGAUCGCGAAAGGCCGGCCAAGGCCACGACCAAGAGGCAGACGAGCAUUCAAACACCCUGAGCCUGUCCCAGAGCUCCCGGCGGAGGUAGAUAUGGCAGAUGCGGCUGACCCGCCCACAAUCCCCCGGUUCUCAAACCACUCGCGCAAGCGCAGCAAUACUACCCCCCGGAUUCCGAUGAUCCGUAGCUUUUCUAGUCAGGGCGCCAUGCCAUCGAUGCCUUCAGCACAAGUCCCCCUUGAUGCAUAUGCUCCGGCAACUAUCAAUAGCGGUGGAAGCAGCGUUAGUGGGCGUGCCUCCGAGACCAGUAUAAGAACUGGCAAUUACUUCGAUGCCAUUGGUACUGUCCGGAUGGAGGCAUUCAUUGAUCAAACUGAGUCUAACCAGUAUGGUGCGAUACAUACACGGCAUGGGCGGGAACCUUCAAGCCCGUGGAGCUUGGGGAGCCAGCGGUUUGAUGACCUUGAUCACCCAAGGUAUGGUGGUAGUGAAUCUUUUCGCCAUGACGACCCUUUUAGAGGAUUCUAACUUAGGGAUAUACAUACUCUGAUAUAAAAUGAAACCCCCCUGAUCUGUGGACUAGUACUGUGUAUUCUGGUGUUUAGGUGCAGAAGUGUCUACCGCCAUUCAUAUUCGCGCAUUGAUACCACCGUUAUUACUUCUGGAAGGCACUUUGCUUUGGGACUAGGAGUUGGGACUAUUUCAAGUCAUCGGAGUUUAUUAUAGGAAACC